Amoebophrya sp. A25 is the source of this 175-nucleotide messenger RNA. The record is from the annotation of a GenBank genome assembly. Lineage: Eukaryota; Dinophyceae; Syndiniales; Amoebophryaceae.
AUGCUGCUUGCUGAGGUCGAUUGGGCAACGGUUUUAGAGGUCUUGGACCUGGAAGACCUCUGUGACUUGCCUUUGCCACAGGAUGCCUUCGUUACCUUGCUCUUCAAAUUGGCCCAAGCGCCUGGAGAGGCCCGGAGGAUUCUCACAAUGAUGAAGGCGAUGCCCACCUCACCGC